CUUUGUAUUCUUAGGUAUUUAGGGCAGCGGUCAGAUCUGCCCAAAUUUUUCCAAAUCAUAUAUUAAGACCCAACAUUCAUUAGUUUGUUAAAAAUCUCUCUCUUCUCUUAUCUUGUUAUGAGUGAUUACCUCUGUUCAUGUUCCGUAACUUGGGAUUCUUGUACUCUGCUUUUCUCUGUUAAACCUUUCCUUUUGAGUUAUACUUCAAAAUCCAAGUUCAUCCCUUACCUUCAAGUCUUGGGUUUUUAUCUCUCGUAACAAUAUUUAAACGAUGUGUUUUUCUUUAGUAAUUGAAUUUGGUUUGAUGAUAAUCUGAUAUUGGUUUUUCUCUGUAUCAUAUCAUUAAGUCCUUUUUUCUUUUUUGGGUUUUUUGUUUGGAAAUAUAUGGUCAUGAACUUGAAAAGUUUGAGCUUCUAGAGGGAUUGUUCAGUUGUCUUUUUCUUGUUACUUUUCAGUCAAAUUUAGAAGCUAAGCUUUAAAGUACUCCACUAGGUUUUUUUAAGUAUUGGAUGACCGUUUUUCUGCCUUACUAGUUUCUUCUCUUCACCUUGAAAAAACUUGUACAGGGUUUUAAUUUGUUCUCUCAUGCCAGUUUUAGUAUUCCUUUGAUUUUGUACUUAAAUUACUGCUCUUGAACUAUUCAUCCACUGCUAGUUUUCUUUUCUUUUCUUUUUUGUUUUUUUACUUUAUCAUUCUCUUUCAAUGGCACCCACCAGCAGAAGAGGCAAAACAAGAAGAAAAACAAGCAAGCCAAGAAGAAGUCGUUGCAAGAAGAAGCUUGUAAAGCCCAAGAUCAGUAUUCAAAAAACAUCAGAGUUGGAGGGUUUGCCUUCAAACUCUUCAGAUCACUUUUCCAAUAUCGAUGGAUUUGAUAUUGAAGGAGUUGAUGAUGUCUCUGCUACAAGUCCAUGCUCUACACCAAAAGCUGAAAGGUUUCGAAUACCUGAGAUCGAUACAUGCCCUCCAGCACCAAAGAAGCAAAGAGUUCUUUCCAAUUGCUCAUUGCAAAGAACUCCUAUUGCUUUCUUUGCUCCUCCAGACUUAGAGCUCUUCUUCUUCUUUGCACUCAGAGAUAUCUCAGUCUGAUGAUAAGUGCUAGCUUUUGCAUAAAUAAAAAGAUCAUUCAAUAGUUUAAGCUUAGGUGUUUUUCUAUUUGAU
Molecule: messenger RNA, 1158 nt
Organism: Durio zibethinus
Lineage: Eukaryota; Viridiplantae; Streptophyta; Magnoliopsida; Malvales; Malvaceae
Biological process (GO): regulation of DNA endoreduplication
Cellular component (GO): nucleus
Source: RefSeq, a predicted model, not a curated record